Molecule: messenger RNA, 3780 nt
Organism: Trematosphaeria pertusa
Lineage: Eukaryota; Fungi; Ascomycota; Dothideomycetes; Pleosporales; Trematosphaeriaceae
Product: subtilisin-like protein
Exons: 7
Coding region: 1-3780 (1259 amino acids)
Biological process (GO): proteolysis
Molecular function (GO): serine-type endopeptidase activity
Source: RefSeq, a predicted model, not a curated record
AUGAGGGCAGACAUUUUCCUUCUCAUUUUCUUUUCACUAAGGCUUUGCAGUGUUUACGCGGCCUUACCCUAUAGCAUACCGGAUCUUGGUCCCGAUCAUCUGGCUUAUAGAAGAGCAGAGUCAGCUUCCAUACCUGAAUUCGGAGUCCCAUCGCUCUUCACGGGCUCUUCGCCUUCCCCUUCCCGCGUCGGAUCACAGACGGAGCCGUCAAGCCUUCAGUCCUCUACCGCGCCUGCUUCCGACUCUCACCGGUGGACUGAUACCGCACCAUUCCCCACACUAUCCAAUUCGACUGCGGUUCAAUCUGGGACCGUUAGCUCGAGUACAACUGUUCAAUCCUUGUCCUCUAUCGCUAUCGUGGGUCCUACUGCACCGGGAUCGACUCAACUCCCAUCGCUAAGCCCGUCUAAUUCCUCUGGUACCACCCUCACGAAUUAUAUUACGUCUACGACUUCCCCCGCUUUCGAUUCUGCAUCCAUAUCCACGUCCACAUCCCCAGCCAGCAGUAGCUCAGCCACUACCAACGCAAUCGUCGUGACCACCGUGACAGCCUCAAAUAAAUCUCCCAGCGUAAUCACUGUUACUACCACAGCCGCGCCUUCAUCACCCCCGAAUCCUAAUCCAUCCCCAAGUCCGCCCACGACCGAUCCGGAUAGCAGCAUGUCGGCCGGGGAGCCAACUCAACCGUCCCAAACAUCGCCUUCGGAGUCUGACCCACCGCGAUCCAAACUUCCUCCAGCAUGGAUCUUCGACGCAGUCGUCGACGGUCAAGCUUACCAUCUCCCAUCCCCAGAUGAACCGCCCAUCCAGAUCCUCCUCCUAGACGGCACACUCGCCCAGCUCUUUUCAAACAAAGUCAUCAUGCGCGGCCAGACCCUUACCAUACCGGCUGGGUUAUCCGGCUCGCAGGAGAUCUCGAGCGGGGGUCAAUCCAUCACUGCUCAACCGGGUGAAUCCAAGAAACCGGAAUCAGAUGGGAACGAAGGCGGCGGAGGUGGAGGCGGAGGCGGCAUCGGCGGUCUUUUUGCCGGUAUUGUUGGUGCGGCCGGCAAGGCUGCUAGUGGUCUUGCAGACGCAGGAAAAGGCGCCAUGGGCCUCGCAACUGGAGCCGGCGGAGUCGCGGCUGGUAGCCUCGCCAGCACCUUCUCAACCACCGCUAACGAUGUCGGUGGCCUCGUCUCCUCGCUGAACGGCAUUCAGCAAGCUUUCCCGGCGGAUCAGCUUAGCCAAGCUGGCUUAGGGGCAGCUAUGGGAGCCCUAAACCUUGGUCGAGACUCCUCCAACUGGCUGAAAUCUGUGGGUAACCUGGUCAACGGUUUUGACAGUCUUACGCCGGAAGUCCAACAGCAGGCGCGCGAGAAUAUGCGUCAGUAUGCGGGGCCAGGCGGACCUUUGGAGCAAGCGGGUCAAGCUAUGCGAUCCUUCUCAGAGUUUCCUUGGGAAAGCGAGGUUCCGGCCACGCAAAAUCCUACCCCGUCGGCAACGCAGCAGCCGACUACGAGCGUGCCGCCUACCAACACGGCUACUUUUCAGAGCACACUAGGAAUAUCUACCACCCAAUCCCCGGUCUUCUCAACCGCUAGCAUUCCGACCACAGCAUCUACGAGCACAAGUAGCGCGACCCCAUCAACUACGCCCGAGACGCGCAAACGAUAUCUCAUAACCACUAAGAACGGCACGACCUUAGAGACGUUCGAGGGCUUCGUACAGGAUCUCGAUGGUGGCGCGGGCAAAUCGCGUACUUACGAAUACGUCCCGCACCAGAGCUAUUUAACCCAUCUUGCGUUGUCGGAUGUCGAGCGGAUCAAGCAACUUGAUUUUAUAUGGAAAGUAGUGGGCGAUGUUUUUGUUCCGCCAGAAGAACACCAAAUUGAAGAGUACGGUGUGAUCAGCCGCGGUGUGUCGACAAUAGGCGAGAGAACCGUACGUAAUGCGAACAAAUCGGAAGGCAUCAGUGGUUUCAUUCCUGAGCACGACGCGACUAUCCUUCCGAGAGCGCUGCUCCCGGCCCAACCCAACGCACCCUACUGGAAGAAGAUGAUCUCCUCCCCGCCACCCCAAAACAUUCAGCAACCACCACCCCCAUCUCAGGAUCCUCCAUACCUGUGCGAUGACUCCGGAGGUACAGGAACAACCAUAUAUGUUUUGAACGCUGGGUUUGAUCUGAGCAUCGCUGAUCUUCAACCAAAUGGCCGCUCAGUGCAAUGUUUCAUCGUGCCUAACGAAGAUACAUUUCCUGACGGGUGGCUCGACUCUAUGCGGGCUCAAGGCUGGAUGGGUGCAGUAAUGCGUCCAGAAUCUCUUGAGGGCGAUGGCCAUGGUACCUUAAUGGCCGUAAUUGCCGCUGGACGGGAGCACGGGGUAGCCCCCAACGCUGAUUUAUAUCUAGUUCGAACGAAGGGCCGAUACAAUAGAGACAGCACGGACGAAACCGAUCCUGGGGCCCAGGACAGAAGCUGGCCCCUCCAGGCAAUCGCUGUUAAUUCAGCUCUCGACCAUGUGCGUAACGACAUAGAAUCUAGAUUGAGUGCCAACCCGAGCGCAAAAUCCGUGGUUAACAUGUCCUGGGGCAAGAAACUAAACACCCCCGGCGCCGGAGAUGUAGCAGACUACCUCGAAGACUUCCUGAUAUGGUCGGAGCAAAGAGAGGUCACCGUUGUAUUAGCAGCUGGCAACGAAGCUAACUCGCCACUCCACGAGCGUGUGCCCCAAAAAUUCAGCACUGCGGCCAAUAAUAUUAUCACUGUUGGAUCAGUCAACCAGGACGGCACUCCGAGAUCCGACUGUUCUCCAGGGAUUCCUGGAGAGGAUGGAUCCAUGACCGUAUUUGCGCCAGGGACGGACAUUGCGGUUCCUGGCAACGCUGGUGACAUAGUUCUAAGCCAAGGUACGAGUCCAGCGGCUGCUAUGGUGUCUGGUCUAGCAGCUUACUUUUGGUCUUUGCCCAACGUCGCUUCAUUCCUCUUUGAGAACAAUGGCCUUGUGGCGGGCGAUAAGAUGAAGAAUCUCAUCAGAAGCCAUGCGUGGACACGCAUUCCUCUUCCUAUUAGGGUUCCUGAAGACUGGUCUCCCGUCAACGAGUUACCGGUGGUGUAUAAUCUCGCGCGCGGUGAUCCUGCGCAUAAUGGACUCUGCGUGCAGAAACGCGCCGGCGACCAGCUCUCCGCAUGUGAAGUCCGUACGUCCGAGUCGUCAUCCACUCUUACUACGACCUUCAGGCCCUCUACCGCCAAUGCACCCUCAUCCUCUCCGUUUCCUACAACUAGCGCAAGCCCCUUACCCUUACCUAGCGUUACGAUCAUUUCGCCUGCGUCAUCCCUGAACCCCGACCCCACCGCGACUCUUAUUCCAUCGUCGACCCCGGAACCUGCCUAUGAGAAAUGUCGCAUCUUUGUGGCGGAAUUCGAUAACAAGAAUGCAACAAACCACAACGACGAGAAUUGGAGCAUUUCCAUCUAUCCUGUCAGCGAAAACAGCCUGACGAACACGACUCAGAUAUGCUUCCAUGGAGUGACGGCAAACGAGCUGAGCGGUGCCGAAGUCGAGUGCCCGCCUCUAGGCGAUGGCGAAGAAGGCGUCGUGAACGUCCGGCGGGAAGAGGAGGACAGAUUGAGAUUCGUUUGGGGCGAAAAGACGUGGACGGCCGAAGAUGAAGGAUGUACAAUAUUGGAGAACUGGCAUCAGUCCGAUAUCGAUACGAAUGAGAGGAAGCGCGAAACCGAGUGCAUCUUUGAAUGCAAGAUUGACUGGUCUAAGCCCCCGUCGAAUAUCAUAGACUAA